This is a messenger RNA of Naegleria fowleri, 2040 nucleotides long. RefSeq lists its product as uncharacterized. Gene Ontology annotation, molecular function: transmembrane transporter activity. Gene Ontology annotation, biological process: intracellular signal transduction; transmembrane transport; cyclic nucleotide biosynthetic process. The record is from RefSeq and is a predicted model, not a curated record. The transcript is spliced from 2 exons. The coding region runs from base 1 to 2040 and encodes 679 amino acids. NCBI's taxonomy places the organism in Eukaryota, Heterolobosea, Eutetramitea, Acrasida, Naegleriidae. Gene Ontology annotation, cellular component: ATP-binding cassette (ABC) transporter complex.
AUGGUGGUAAAAAUUCUGCUCGAAGAGAAACUCGGAAUUUGUGUGAAUAUUCUCAAUUCUUCCGUGACCGGUGGAUUAGAAUUGAUUAACACACGAGGCAAUGAAAUGCCUAUCGUCAUGUUGGAAUUUUGGAAAUCAAAUCGAGUGAAUGAUUACAAAAAAUAUGUACAAAAUGGCAAAUACAUCACCGAUUUGGGAGAAUUAGGACCCAUUGGGAGAGUGGGAUGGUACAUACCUUAUUUCAUGACAGAAAUUGGAAACAACAAUCAAAUGGACGACUUUGUAAGAUCCUAUCGUUAUUUUCGAACCACACCUGUCAUUCCAUUCAUUAACGGAGUUCCACAAGUGCUCUCAUUCAACACUCAGAUUAUUCAAAAUUUAAAAUUGAACCUUAAUGUCACGCCCUUACCAGUUCCAGAAGAAGAUUCAGAGAAAUAUAUUGUUAGUAGUUUGGAAAAUGCAGAACGAACCAAAACACCUCUUGUUGCCUAUUUUUGGACACCUCAUCAAAUAUUCAGCAGGCCAAGACCACCUCAAAGAGUUUAUUUGCCAUUAUACACAGAUGAUUGCAGAAAGCUAGAAAAUGUUGAAAGAGGUCUUGUGGAUUGUGAUUAUCCGCCUACAACUUUAAACAAGCUUCAAUCCGAGGCUGUGAAUAAUCUCUCUCCAAAAGUUCAACUCUUUCUAAAAAAAUUUCAUUAUCAAACUCAGGAUCAAAUUCAAAUUUUAGGAUAUAUUUACUACGGAGAUAUGACUGUAAAAGAAGCUGUUUGUAAAUGGUUGAGAAAUCCGAAUAAUACACUUUUAAUUCAGAGCUGGUUUGACGGUCCUCCAAUUCCCCUUACACAAAAUGUUGGAUUUAUCGUUGGAAUGGCUCAUUUAGCAGUUUUAGUAGGAUUACUAUUCAUUUUAACUGUUGCAUUCAUUGUGGGAUUUAUCUUGCGAAGACAUUCAAUUAUUAAGGAAGAGAACAAGAGAGCCCCAAAACAACCUCCUAUAUGCAUUGUUUUUACACAUAUCCAAAAUGCGUCCUUGUUGUGGACUCUUGCAUCAGAUGUGAUGAAAAAAGUGAUGACUAUUCAUAAUCGAGUGGUUCGAGAAAACAUUAAAAAGCACAAAGGAUAUGAAGUGAAAACACAUUUGGAUUGCUUUAUGAUUGCUUUUCAAUGUCCUUUAGAUGCCGUUGCUUGUUGCAUGACCAUUCAGAAAGAACUUUUAGCAUGCGAAUGGACACCCGACAUGAUGGCCUUUCCUGACAUGCAAGAAGUGGUGUGGAACGAGCAAGUGAUUUACAAAGGUCCUCGAGUUCGAAUGGGAAUGCAUUUUGGACAUGAUAUUGAGGCACAGUAUGAUUCCACUACCAAACGUUUCGAUUAUUUUGGAACAACGGUGAAUAAGGCGAGCCGAGUUGAAAAAGUUUCAAGUGGUGGAAGAGUGUAUAUUAGUGCGGAGACGUUUCACACCAUUCAAAAUAUGACAAUUAAUGGAUUUAAACCCCUAAUGACUAGAAGACCUUCUCUUAACAAUUUAGAAAGCAAUAUAACAACGAAUUUCAAACAAUCCAUUUUGAAAGGAGAUAUCAUGUUUGAAAAUGUUGGAGAACGAGAAUUGAAAGGUCUGGAAGGAAAACACACAAUUUAUUGGGUUAAAGACAUGUCUAAUCUCCGUUAUGCCUAUAUUGAACAAUUUGAAAUGUCACAACGGCCUCCUUCUCUCAUGGGAAGAAUAAUUCCAGUGGCAGUCAUCGAUUCAUCCGAUGGAGACAAGUAUGAGCUCUAUGAAGCAGUCACACAAUGUCUGGCAGAUCCUUCUAAAAUGAACGAAGAAGAGAAAUCCAUUCUACUUCAACGGAUCAUUCUCUUUCCCAAGGAACGUGAGAGAAAUCGAUGGCUUACCUUUCCAAGCACUGCAUUAUUGAAAUUUGUUACUAAUUUUUUGUUGAAUUAUGCUCUGAUUGGCAACGUUGGUCUAAAGAGGCAUCCACCGCCUUCACCCAGAACUCCCAGAAGACUCUUCGAAAUUUUUAAUAUCAACCAAUGA